AUGAAUCAAUUUCUUGUUAAUCAACAGAAGGAAGAAAAAUCAAUUCAUACAUCAAACAAAGAGAGAUCAGAAGAUCAGAAGAUCAGAAGAUCAGAAGAUCAGAAGAUCAGAAGAUCAGAAGAUCAGAAGAUCAGAAGAUCAGAAGAUCAGAAGAUCAGAAGAUCAGAAGAUCAGAAGAUCAGAAGAUCAGAAGAUCAGAAGAUCAGAAGAUCAGAAGAUCAGAAGAUCAGAAGAUCAGAAGAUCAGAAGAUCAGAAGAUCAGAAGAUCAGAAGAUCAGAAGAUCAGAAGAUCAGAAGAUCAGAAGAUCAGAAGAUCAGAAUAUCAGAAUAUCAGAAUAUCAGAAUAUCAGAAUAUCAGAAUAUCAGAAUAUCAGAAUAUCAGAAUAUCAGAAUAUCAGAAUAUCAGAAUAUCAGAAUAUCAGAAUAUCAGAAUAUCAGAAUAUCAGAAUAUCAGAAUAUCAGAAUAUCAGAAUAUCAGAAUAUCAGAAUAUCAGAAUAUCAGAAUAUCAGAAUAUCAGAAUAUCAGAAUAUCAGAAGAUCAGAAGAUCAAAAGAUCAAAAGAUCAAAAGAUCAAAAGAUCAAAAGAUCAAAAGAUCAAAAGAUCAAAAGAUCAAAAGAUCAAAAGAAAGAUCAAAAGAUCAAAAGAUCAAAAGAUCAAAAAGCUAUCAAUUAUUAAUGUUUGAUCGUGUCUUAGAAAUUGCGCGGGAAAGAAAUUCGAUCAUAUCGUAA
This is a messenger RNA of Bombus huntii, 729 nucleotides long. RefSeq lists its product as uncharacterized. The record is from RefSeq and is a predicted model, not a curated record. The coding region runs from base 1 to 729 and encodes 242 amino acids. NCBI's taxonomy places the organism in Eukaryota, Metazoa, Arthropoda, Insecta, Hymenoptera, Apidae. The transcript has 2 exons.